This is a messenger RNA of Ruditapes philippinarum (Manila clam), 6309 nucleotides long. Its product is annotated as mitogen-activated protein kinase kinase kinase kinase 4-like. Gene Ontology annotation, molecular function: ATP binding; protein kinase activity. The transcript is spliced from 34 exons. The record is from RefSeq and is a predicted model, not a curated record. Gene Ontology annotation, biological process: protein phosphorylation. NCBI's taxonomy places the organism in Eukaryota, Metazoa, Mollusca, Bivalvia, Venerida, Veneridae. Bases 258 to 3596 code for a protein of 1112 amino acids.
UACUUCCCUUGAAGGCCCAUAAUGCACAGGAGUCGCUGUUAAUGCAUGAGAAAUAGGCGAAAGUAUCACACAUUUCGAUGCAAUUUUAACGUGUUUUUCAGCAUAUUUGCACUUAUUUAAUGAAUUAUGUUUAUAAAGAUGUGUCUUCCGCGUAAUUCGGACCAAGAAUUUUAAAUCACCAACGCCGAUCUACGGAAGAUAUCGGAGCUUUCGAUACAGGAAGAGUGCAAACUUUCGAUGUUUUGAUUUGACACAAAAUGGCGACCCAGAGUGUGAAUGUUAGUUUGGACGAUAUUGACCUGUCAAGACUGAGAGAUCCUGCAGGCAUUUUUGAUUUGAUAGAAGUGGUAGGAAAUGGAACCUAUGGACAAGUAUACAAGGGUAGUCAUACAAAGACAGGUCAGCUGGCAGCCAUCAAGGUGAUGAACGUCACUGAAGAAGAGGAAGAAGAAAUCAAAUUAGAAAUCAAUGUCUUGAAAAAGUAUUCUCACCACCGGAAUAUCGCCACAUAUUAUGGAGCUUUUAUAAAGAAAAGCCCAGCUGGCAAAGAUGAUCAACUCUGGUUGGUGAUGGAGUACUGUGGGGCAGGAUCUGUGACAGAUCUCGUCAAAGCAACAAAAGGCAAUUGCCUCAAAGAGGAAUGGAUUGCCUAUGUGGCCAGAGAAAUUUUAAGGGGCCUGGCACAUUUACAUGCUAAUCGUGUGAUACACAGAGAUAUAAAGGGACAGAAUGUCCUUCUCACAGAUAAUGCCGAAGUCAAAUUAGUUGACUUUGGUGUGAGUGCUCAACUAGAUAAAACAAUAGGGAGACGUAAUACAUUUAUAGGAACACCUUACUGGAUGGCACCAGAAGUUAUAGCUUGUGAUGAGAAUCCAGAUGCCACAUAUGAUAAUAGAAGUGAUCUAUGGUCUCUAGGUAUAACUUCUAUUGAAAUGGCUGAAGGCAAACCUCCACUCUGUGAUAUGCACCCAAUGAGGGCCUUAUUUCUUAUACCCAGGAAUCCACCACCUAGACUUAAGUCUUCUAAAUGGUCAUCUAGGUUUCAUAAUUUUGUUGAGACAUGUUUACUCAAGGACUAUACACAGCGACCUAACACAGAACAGCUAUUAAAACAUCCAUUUAUACGUGAUCAACCGACAGAGAGACAGGUCCGAAUACAGCUCAAAGAUCACAUUGACCGGCAUAAGAAAAAUAAGAAAAUUGAGGACCAUGACACAGAGUAUGAGUACGAAGGCAGUGAUAACGAGGAGGAGGAGGAUGGAACAAAACCAGGAGAACCUAGUUCUAUUUUACAAAUCGGGCCUGGGGAGUCGACACUGCGCCGCAACUUUCAGCAGAUUCAAGAGCGAGAGUCCAAAUCACCGUACGCUGUACCAAACAUAAAUCCACAACCAGUGCCGAAUAAACAACAGCCACCACGGCAACCAGAGCGUAACCAUGACAGACAACAUGGCCAUCAUCAUCAUCACCAUCAGGGACAACAACAACCAAGACCGUCCUCAGGGGCUCAUGGUCAAAGACCGGUCUCUAAUCAAUUCCAGCCCCCAACCAAACAUGCAGUUCAAGAACAGAUAUCUAAUAAACCAAUACAGCCAAGGUUGUUAGCUGAAGAGGCAAAAGGAAGUGGGUCGGAAAAUGAACGAGAUUCUGAAUCGGAAGGCGAAGUGAUUCCAGAUUCCAGGGGUCAGCACCAGGGGUCGCCACAUCCAGAGGCUCGUAACUACAGACCGGCUUCCAAUAAACCAGAGGACCUUGACCUGUUGGCAGCACAGUUGAACGAGCUCGGUGCGGAGAUACGACCUCCUGCACGGACCGUUCUUGUACCAGAUGAUAACAGCGAUGAUGAGGAGGAGGAAGAAGAGGAAGUUGUCAUCAACCGUGAUGGUACCCUGCUUGCCUCAGAACCAGCUAGACCACUGCCACCAGAAGGCUACAAUAAAGAUACUUUAGAAACAUUGUCUUCCAUGGUUGUACAUGAAGAAGUUGAAACACCACCUGGACCAAGUCCGGUUUCCCGUCAUGAGCAGGAGAGGAACCGAGAGAAUCGGAACCGCGACCUUAAAGAUCGUGAAGAUGAUGAUGACGGCACUCUGGUUCUACGAAGGAACAAUAAAGGUCAGGAUCAACAGGAGCUUGAUCCCAAGCGUCACAGACACUCAGAUCGAGAGGUUCAAAGAAAUGGUGGUCAACACAAAAAUGUGCAGAAAAUGGCUUCCAACUCAUCCUUUCCAGGUGCAUUGGCUGGUGGUGCAAUGCAGUCACCCCGUCACAGUGCCAGUAGUGGAGUCCUUCCAGACUUGUUACCUCCUCACACCCCGCCACAGUCUAGAUCUCCACCGGCUCCUGGCCAGAGACCCCAGGACAAAACUACAUCUGACGAGCUAAGGAAAUUGGCAGCAAACAACCUUCAGGGCAAAUUAACUCCUGGAAGAGUAGAGUAUCGCCAAGCUGUAAGUAAGACACCAUCUAUGCGCCACCAGAGGUCUUUCUCGGCAUUUGGGUUUGGUGCGAGCAGUGGUUCAACAGUUGGUUCUCAGUCAAGUCAGUCGAGUCAGUCACGACGCGGGUCUCAGAUCAACGUAAACGUUACUCCGGCGCAGACCCAGGAGGCGACGUCAGAUACCCCGGAAAUCAGAAAAUACAAAAAGAGAUUCAAUUCCGAUAUUUUAUGUGCUUCAUUAUGGGGUGUGAAUUUAUUGAUAGGUACAGAUAGUGGUCUCAUGUUGUUAGAUAGAAGUGGACAAGGCAAAGUGUACUCGUUAAUCAGUAGACGACGGUUCCAGCAGAUGGAGGUACUGGAAAACCAGAAUAUUCUGGUUACCAUCUCCGGCAAGAAGAACAAAAUACGAGUCUACUAUCUCUCGUGGUUAAAGUCAAAGAUCUUCAAGUCAGAAGGGAAUGACAAGAGAAAUGGUUGGGUGAACGUGGGAGAAUUGGAGGGAUGUGUUCAUUUUAAAAUUGUAAAAUAUGAGAAGAUAAAAUUCCUUGUGAUAGCCCUAAGGGACAGUAUAGAAAUUUACGCCUGGGCCCCGAAACCUUACCACAAAUUCAUGGCUUUUAAGUCAUUUGGUGACCUUGCUCAGCGACCUUUGGUAGUUGACCUAACAGUAGAAGAGGGUCAAAGGUUAAAGGUUUUAUACGGGUCUAAGACUGGUUUCCAUGCUGUUGAUGUUGACACGGCAACAUUGUAUGACCUGUACAUUCCCCAGCAUACACAUGGCCCUAUAUGUCCACAUACUAUCGUUAUUCUCCCAAACACAAAUGGAAUGCAACUUCUUCUUUGCUAUGACAAUGAAGGUGUAUAUGUAGAUUCUACUGGAAAAGUUACAAAGAAUGUAGUGUUACAAUGGGGAGAACUGCCCACGUCUGUUGCAUACAUUGGUACAGGACAGAUAAUGGGUUGGGGAAACAAGGCAAUAGAAAUCCGAGCAGCUGAGACUGGUCAUCUUGAUGGUGUAUUCAUGCACAAGAAAGCUCAAAAACUGAAAUUCUUGUGUGAACGAAAUGACAAGGUUUUCUUUUCUUCAAUGAGAUCAGGGUCAUCAUGUCAGAUAUAUUUCAUGACCUUGAGUAGGCCUGGUUUGGCCAAUUGGUGAACAGGGCACAUAAUUUAGGAACUUAAAUUCAAAAUUGACCAAUCAGAGAGAGUGUAGCAUUGUACUGCUGGAAAUUGACCAAUCAGCAGCAGGAAUACAGUUUCCAACUCUGAAAAUGACCAAUGGGAUCAGUAUUAAAAGACUUGCCAGUACUGCUUGUUGAUGUGUUUGUAACUAGUGCUACGUAAAGUUAUAUCCCAAAGUUUUUGCACAUUUUUAAGUUCUUUGAAAGAGCUUUUUUUUUACAAAUAUCCUUUUUAUAGUAUUUAAAAAUGUGUAAACAAAUGUGAAGUCAGUUGCAAAGAAUUUCUUAACAUUUAAGUUAAACUUUCAUCUUCAUUUCACAUUUUUUUUUUUUUUCAGAAAAAAAAAUAGUACAGGGUUUUGUAUUAAAAUAAUUAUGCAUUGUGAUCUUUUGUAAGUUAUUCUAAUUUUUCUACUCUGUAAUUAUUCAUUUUGUGUUUGGCUCAUUCACUGUCAUUUUUUUGUUCUCUCAUAAUUUUGCUUAAGUGCUCAACUAUAUACUCUUUUUGUGUUUUGUUUUUUUAAAAAGGAACUCUGUUGCCUUGUGUUGGAGAUAGAAAUACUGUUAAUUUAUCAGGGGCAUUUUGAAUCACAGAAUUAUGAAAUUGACUACUGGCAUGAUGCCAGAAAUCAAUUCUGACCAAUCAAACUCUGUGUUCCAUAAAUGUGAUACCAUAUGAGAUUGACCAAUCAGGACAGAGGAUGGAUGUUAGUAAUAGUCUGUUCUGUUGGGGCACAUAUAGUCUGUACCUGGAAACUGCAUUCAAAUUUAAGGACAGUAUAUGUGAAAGAAAAUACAUGUACAAGUAAAAUUUAUGGACAGUAUAUGUGGCAGAAAAUACAUGUAAUUGUAUGAACUGGAGGACAAAGCAUAAUGUUUGAAAAUGCUUUAAAGAAAGGGAGAGCUUUCUAAUUGAAGUACAUCCUAGAGGUUGUAUGCAAUAUAUGUAUACUCUGUAAAUUUUGUGAGGAUGUAAAUUUUGCAUUUAUGAAAUGCAUUUAUUGUAACGAAGAUCUGAAGUGACUGGGGACUAAAAGUAAUCAGACUACAAAAUUAUCAAUUUAUCAUCUACUAAUAUCAUUCUUUUAAAAAAUGUGAUUAAUAAUUUUUGUUGGGAUGUAGUAUAAUCAAUAAGCAAUAUUAAUACUCUAAUGUGUCUGCUUAUUUUGUGUACCAAUUAUAUCAUCAUUCUGAUACAUUUUAAAAAUUGUUGACAAUAAAGCUUAACUGUCAAUCAUAGAAAACCAGCAAUUUGAAAUUGACCACUCAGACUUUAUUUUUAGACUGGUGUUCAAUAUUUGUCCCUGUGACUCCUAAGUUUAAGGGUUAUAAAGAAAUUAUUCAGGAACCAGUCUAAAAAAGUAAAGUUUUUUAUUGGUUGAUUUAAAACUGUCAAUGUUUGAAAUCAACCAAUGGUUGCUCCUUAAUUUUGGACUGGUUACGUGAUUUAACAAAGAACGUGGAAACUAUUGGUGAUAGUGCAUUUUAGUGUGAAAUUGUACAUUGUUAGCAAGGUUUAUAUGUAACUAUUCUUGUUGUAUAUAGCAAGUAAUCAUGUGCAAUAUAACAGUGUUGAUGUUUAGGAAAUUGUACAUUUGUGUCAUAUAGUGGUAUACAUUCUUUAAUUUAAGGAAAAUUUGUGUCAUAUUGUGGUAUACAAUCUGUAAUUUAAGGAAAAUUUGUAUCAAAUAGUGGUAUACAGUCUGUAAUUUAAGAAAAUGAAAGUGAUAAUACUGAUUACAAUGUAUUGUUGACAAUGUUUUAUUUUUGUAACCCAGAGUUUUAUGAUUUUAAUUUCAUAAUUCAUGGAUGGUUCCUUGUUUUUAUUUUAUACAAACAAAAUAUAGAUACCUUAUCCUCCUUCAGUUGAAAUUGAUUUUUCUUGAGAGAUUUAAUAAUUUUUUGAUAUGUAUUAGAAAAGUAAUUUAUAGAAAUUUCGAUUCAGUUAAUGGGCAGUGAUACAAUAUUAGACAAUAUUUUAAAAGAUAUGUUAAUGCACUCUCUGACAUACAUGUACAAUUUCACUGUAGGUAAUUUUGUUUAUGAAAUCAUAUAUACUAGUGUAUGUUUCCAAAAUGUUUAUGUUUCGUUUCGUUAUGUUUCUCCGCAAUGGUGGAGUUGUCUCCCCUUCAUACAUUAUACACAUUAUCUCUACACAUUUAACCCCGAUCAUUUGCCAAAUUUAGUCAAAUUUAAUGUCAUUUUUAUACAUUUUAAAUGUACAUUAGUGUAGAUAGAUGUUUUUGAGAUUUGCUUUUUUUGUGAUCUUUAAGAGUGUAAAGCAGACCUGCCUGCCAGACUAACUGAUAACUGUGAAAUUUUAAUAUACGACUAAAAACAUAAUAUUGUCAUAUAUGCAGAAUUACAAAAGCUGUAAAUACUCAUGUAUAUCUCAGACAUGUGUAGUAUACACAUUCCCAAAUCUCAGUUGAUAAUACAAUCUUACGAUAGUGAAAUAAAAUAUUGUUUUUUUUUUAAGAUUUAUUGAUUUUUCUGUAAAUACUGAUAAUCUUUUUGUUUUGCAUAGAUUAUAAAGCCUUCAUAUCUAGUCAUAAAUUCAUGCUAAAUUUAGAACAUUUCAAGGUAUACUAUGCACAUUUAUCAUAUCAGAAGUUUAAUAUCAGACUGAUUUUUGCUUAAAAUGUACACAGUUUCUCCUAAAGUAUUAAAGAAGACAAGAUUUGGGGG